GAUCUUUUCGUGUAGCUCAUAGCGACAAUAGCGUUUUAGCUUCGUUUGUGCUGCCAUGGAACCACCGGCCAAAAGGCGCCGAAUGAGCCAGCUGCUGCUGGACAAGGAAAAUGUUGACGAAGACGAUGAUGAGCUCGCCUUGCAGCCAUUCGAAGUUGAAGCCAAACGAGAUCCGGAUUAUAAAUUAUCCAUCGAACGAGCCUAUGCAGACCAGCGGUUCCAAGCCACCAUGGCGCAUAUUUUCGACAAAUAUGGUCGUGACUUCGAAGGCAUUGGGGAUGAGAUCGAUCUUGUAACGGGCGAGAUUGUCGUUAAUAAUGGGCAUGUUCGCAAUAUGCGUGACGAAGGCGAUGUUGGAGACGGCCUGAGAGAAUAUCUGGGCGAAGAAGAGGAUGAUGAAGACGAAGGAGUUCUUCUGGAGGAUCUAUUUGAUGACGAGGAACAAUUUGGGGACGAGGACACAACAGAGCAAGAGGGGGAUGCAACAGUCUCUGGGAAACAAAUUCAAAAUGACAUUGGCACGGACGACGACGACGAAGAUCGCAUAAUACAGGGCCACGAAGCACCUCGCGAAUCGCAUUCAACAGCCUUGGUCUUGGGAUCAAUGGCAGCAAAUGCGAGGGGCGUUUCCAGAACUUCUUUACUCCCCUUGCCGCACAAGAUUCCACAUGGUAAUCUUUUAGACUUAGAGCCUACUGGACAGCUACCCUUUGUCUCUUCGCCACUCUCUUUCGAUCGUUCGCCGUUCGCCACGGAGCCAUGGAGCUUUUCUGGCCAAUAUUCUGAUCCUUUGUGGAACCAGCCCGAUUUAUUUACAGUCCACCAGCCGAAAUCCCAGCAAUUGCCGAUUAAAGCAAGCCGAUACGAUUUUCCUGCGCAGAGCGGCCAAAGCUCGAUCUGGGCGCCUCGGUCUAAAUUUCGAGAUGAAGAGAAUAAGCCGCUUCAAUCUGUAUUUGCGGCUACAUUUGGGAAACAUUUACUCGCCAAGAGGAAGAAAGUUCUUCGGCAUCCACUGGUACUACCACCUAUCAAGGACGUAGAAGAUGAUGACAAGAGAGAAGAAGAGGAUGAGGAUGAAGAUGAAGAUGCGAUUCUAACAGGGAAGAAGACCAAGGAGGUUGAAAGCUUUGGCAGUAUUCCAGUGAAUCUUGCCAAGAAGAGCAAAGGUUUAUAUGUCAAUAAUCAGUCUUCUGAGACAGGCAAAGAACUCGAAGAGAAAGGAGUGGAAGGGGGUUCGAGUGAUAGCGGCUAUAAGUCUACACAAAGCACUCGAAAGGCCAGAAAGAGAAAGCGAAGACCGGAUGAAGACUUUGUUAGAAAUGACGCUCUGAUCCGAGUUGCCGAACCUUCAAGGGGAGCUCUUCAUGUAGAUGAUGAAAUACUGUUAUCAAGGGUCAAUCAAUCUCACCAAAAAUUGUCGACGGGUGAGCAGCUUGAUGAAGCUGAUGGUCUAAGGCGCUCUGGACGCAUGAGGAAGCAAGUGGAAUUUUUGAAUAAAAUUUCCUGGGCCGAUGUCUUGGCGGAGCAGAGAGCUGAAAAAGAAGCGGCAUUUUCUCGGAAUAGGUGUGACGGACAACUUAUCGAAGCCGAGGGCGCUUUUGAAGAGCGGCCUGUCUUAGCUGCGCCGGAGGAUGAUUAUGUUCCCGAUUCUGCUGCUGAAGAUGAAGAAGGAUUUGAAGAAGACGAAGAAGAGGAGGCAGAGGAGGGAGAAGAAAAAGGAGAAACAAGAGGCCAGACAAACUUCCACGAUGGUUUGGCGAUACUACGCGAAAAGGAAACUCGUCAACCAGAUAUCCAUGACGAGCCUCGUUUGCCAAUACCGGAAGCAUUUCCUCGCAAGAAUGCAGAUUUUUCAUGCCUCCUCUCGGAUGAUGAAGCUCCUACCUUGCUGUCAAAAUCAAGGAGGUCCUUUUCUGAGAAUACGCCCAAAGAUGUGCUCCCACUACGCGAAAUUCAAAAUAUCAAGACUCAAACAACUGUGAAGGCCGGCUCGCCAGCAAGUCACAAAACUAAACGAUUAGAUUAUUCUCACGACGAGAAUACGAAGACAAAAGAGGCCAUUAAAGAUGCGUCUCCUAUAGUCAAUAAGAGUGGCAUGGGGUCGGGCGGAUACCUUGAUAUUCCAUCCGAAGACUUGAGUGGCGUGGCGCCAUUACCUCCUUCCCCUACUCGUUUCUCAUCUCGAAUUACCCCCGAAGUGUCUCUCGACGACAAGCCUCAAGCUUCAUACACUUCAGCACGGAAGGCUAGGUCUCGGCAAUCUGCGGAGACUCGUUCUUCAAGUCCAUGUGCUCGUGUGAUUGAAGAUACCCCGAAAGUUACGACCUCUAAGAAGCAGAAGAAACGCCAAUCAACGAAGCUUGCAACAACUCCCAUCGUCAUUGAAGAUAGUUCCUACGAGACAUCGGAUGAGAGUUACCAUGUGGAAUCUUCUCCUAUCGCUAAAGCCUCUAUACCUGUUGAACCAGUCCUCCCCCCCCCCUCUAGACGUACCACGCCGCCUCCUGAAGUGGUGACUCGAGCUUUCUCACAAUCUCCUGUGAAACUUUCUUCGAUGUUACCACCCAAUUCUCCCACCAAAAGCCCUUCAAAACGCACCUCGUCAACGCACUCAGAGCUGCCCUCCGUUGAUGAAGCUAAGACAUCUAAUCCUGUUGCAUCUUUGCCCUCUUUGAGCAAUCCUCCCCAAACACCUCGUCACUCGAAUCGCCAUUCUUUCAAGGUUCCUUCUUCUCGACAUUCCAUCUUGUCUUUGCUAUCGGAUGACGAAGAUGAGGAGGUUGACGAGCUGGGUCGUAACCUGGCUGCUACGCCCAGGUUGCUUAGUUCUGCAGCACAAACUACAGCACAGAAAGUUUGGAAAUCUACUUCUCGCACCAGAGAGGUGUAUCAUACGCCAGUCAAGAAGCGACCAGCUGAGCCUAUUAGUCCUGGUAGCAUUAUCAAGACGCCCGGUGGUACUUUGAGGGCAUGUGGCGUGGAUGGCUAUAGAUGUGGACGCGAUUUUUGUUUUACGUGCUUAUAGUUUAUGGGGAUAGUAACUAGACUGUUUCUUUUUUUAAGUGGGAGAAAAGUAGAAGUGAUUGAUGGCGUUUUACGGGAUAGCUAGCGGACUGGGCGAAUGGAGUAAUAUAUCUGGAAAUCUUUUGCGAAACAAAAGGGAGAAUGGUAGGUUAGUGUGGAAUGACGAUGUAUUACACGCUACCUCAUAUUAGCUAACCGCAAAUCAAAUAAAUUGUUUCAAAU
Trichoderma asperellum CBS 433.97 is the source of this 3246-nucleotide messenger RNA. RefSeq lists its product as uncharacterized. Gene Ontology annotation, molecular function: protein heterodimerization activity; histone binding. NCBI's taxonomy places the organism in Eukaryota, Fungi, Ascomycota, Sordariomycetes, Hypocreales, Hypocreaceae. Gene Ontology annotation, cellular component: nucleus. The record is from RefSeq and is a predicted model, not a curated record.